UAUUUUAUUUACUACAUUUAUUUAUUUAUUUAUUCAGGUUUCCAGUCUCCCUGCGAGGCUUCGCGGGCCGUGCGGCGUCUUUGCGGUUUCACCUGCUGUGAUGUAACCGGAGGGCUGGACGCGUUUACGGGGCCAGCACCAGCACCAGCAGCUCUUAUUAGUCCCGCACGAACCCGCAACAACCCGCCGGGGCAGGAGCCGCAACAAUCACACAAUAGACGCGAGAACAAAAGCAGCAGCGGCGGCGAGAGACCCCGCACCUGAGCGGGCCUAUACUUUCCCGCGGAGGGUUAUUACUACAACGCGGAGUUUCGGAGCGGUUUGUUUGGAAGGAACCCGAAGGAAAGAGCGGGAGAAGCGGCGGCGGCGCAGGGUAGGCGCUGCGGCUUCGAACCCUCAACCCUGAGCCGCAUUAACCGAGCAGGGCAGCCGGGGGAGAGGGAGCAGGGAGAGCCGGGGGAGAAGGGAUCUGGCCCCGGGAGCGAAGCCGCAGCCGCGGGGCCGCGGACAUGAAGCCAGCAUUCCUCCUGACGAGCCAGCGAGGAGCAUGAGCUGACUCGUUCGGGGAUGUCGGGCAGUAAGGCGCUGGGCGGCGGCGCCGGCGGGGGGGCGCGGCGCAGGCGGACCCGCUGCCGCCGCUGCCAGGCGUGCAUGAGGACGGAGUGCGGCGAGUGUCACUUCUGCAAGGACAUGAAGAAGUUCGGAGGUCCGGGACGCAUGAAGCAGUCCUGCCUGCUGAGGCAGUGCACAGCGCCGGUGCUGCCUCACACGGCCGUGUGCUUCGCCUGCGGAGAGGCGGGGAAGGAGGACACGGUGGACUCUCCGGAGGACAAGUUCAACCUGUGUCUGAUGGAGUGCACCAUCUGCAACGAGAUCAUCCACCCCAGCUGCCUGAAGAUGGGCAAAGCUGAAGGCAUCAUCAACGACGAGAUCCCCAACUGCUGGGAGUGUCCCAAGUGCCACAAGGAGGGCAAGACCAGUAAGGACGGGGCGGACGGCUCGGGGAAGCGCCGGCUGGAUAACGGAGAGGUGGGCCGCUGGAAGCUGACGGACGACCCCCCACCCAAGAAGAAGGCCCCCCCCUCCCUGGAGGAGGUGGGGCGGGGGGGCGACGGGAGCCACAAGAGGAAGAAGGAGAAGGACCCGCCGUCGGACAGCGGAGCCAAGAAGAAGGUGAAAGGACCACAUGAGAAACGGCUCAAGAAGAAACCCAAACAGGAGUCGGGGGAGUCCAACGGUCCCGGUUCCUCCGGAGCGGCCGGAGGCCCGCCGGGCUCCUCCAGCUCCGCCCCCUCCUCCCAGCCGGGCGGGGGGGGCCCCGGGGGGGCCGCCGGAACCACCAGCGCCGACCAGCGCUUCCACCACCGCGAGAAGCUGGAGCGCUUCAAGAGGAUGUGCCUGCUGGAGCGCCGCGCCGACUCGUCGUCCUCCUCCUCCUCCAGCUCAGAGUCCGACUCCGAGUCCGACUCGGACUCGUCCCUGCGGGGGGAGCAGGGGGGCGGGUCCUCGCCCUCCUCAUCCUCCCCGGCGCCGCCCCCCCCGGCGGCCUACGGUGGCGGGCGGGCGGAGCGCAGCCGCGGCGAGCGUGAGCGCGAGCGGCGCCUGGCGGAGCUCGGCUUCAGCGCCAGCGAGGAGUCGGAGGGGGAGGGGGGCCGGGGAGAGGAGGAGGAGCAGGGGGAGGAGCCGGCGGGGGGCGGGGACAAGGCCCGGCGGCGGGCCGGGGGUGACGCCCCCCCGCGGGGCCGGAAGGGCGGGCCGGCGGAGGCGGAGGAGGAGGACACGCCCCCCUCUGACAGGACCAGGAGGAACUCCGCCUCCCUGCCCCCCCCCUCGCCGCUCUCCUCCAAUCAGACGCCGCCGCCGCCCUCGCAGCAGGACGGUUUCGCCAAGCAGCAGCAGCAGCGCAGCAACGGGCAGGACGCCCGCAACGGGCGGACCCGGGGCGGGGGGGGCAAGGAGGGCGGGGGGGAGAAGGAGAACGCCAGCGGCCCGCUGACCAAUCACAGACACGGCGGGGGGGCGGGGGGCGGGGCCAAGGGCGGGCGCAGCAGCAAGGUCCGCAGCAGCAGGAACCAGGGGCGGGGCGGCUCCAUCCCCGCCUCCAACGGGGGGGGCGGGGGGCCCGGCGGCGGGGGGGGCCCCCUGGCGUCGGCCAUGGCGGCGUCGCCCUGCUCGGCGCCGUCCCGCCUGGCGCCGCGCUCCCAGCUGAUGAAGCGCAGCCCGCCGGCCGUCCCCUCGCCCCCCCGCCCCGUGCAGAUGGAGCGCCACCUGGUGCGGCCGCCCCCCGCCUGCCCCGAGCCCAGCCGCCUCCCCCUGGACUGCGGCUCCGCCCACAUCGUCACCCGGGACGUGUGGCUGCGCGUCUUCACCUACCUGAGUCAGCGGCAGCUCUGCGUCUGCAUGAGGGUGUGUCGCACCUGGAGCCGCUGGUGCUGCGACAAGCGCCUGUGGACCCAGAUCGACCUGAGCCGCCAGCGCUCCAUCACCCCCCCCAUGCUGAGCGGCAUCAUCCGCCGGCAGCCCGUCUCCCUGAACCUCGGCUCCACCAACAUCUCCAAGAAGCAGCUGAUGUGGCUCAUCAACCGGCUGCAGGGUCUGCUGGAGCUGAACGUGUCGGGCUGCGCCUGGCCGGCCGUGUCGGCGCUCUGCCAGGCCGUCUGUCCCUGUCUCAAGCUGCUGGACCUCAGCCGGGUCGAGGACCUGAAGGACUCGCACCUGAGGGAGCUGCUGGCCCCGCCCCCCGACACCCGGACAGCGCACGGCGAAACCCGCGCCGGACGCUUCCAGAACCUGACAGAGCUGCGGCUGGCGGGCCUGGACCUGACGGACGCCUCGUCCCGCCUGCUGGUGCGCUACGCGCCGCGCCUGGUGCGGCUGGACCUCAGCCACUGCGGCGCCGUCAGCGACCAGACGGUGCACACGCUGGCGUCGGCGCUGUCGCCGCUGAGGGACAGCCUGACCUACAUCAACCUGGCCGGUUGCGUGAAGGUGACGGAGCAGAGCAUCCCGCUGCUGCGCCGCUGCGCCGCCCUGCAGACGGCCGACCUGCGCUGCUGCUCGCUGCUGCCCUCGGAGACGGGGCAGCUGCUGUCCUUCCCGCCCUCGUCCUCGUCCGCCGCUACGGCUACGGCGGCGUCGUCCUCGUCCACCACAGCCGCCGCACCCCCCCCUUCCUCCUCCUGUCCGGCUGACGACAGAAUGCUGCUGAAGAACAGCUAGAGAACCAGUGACACAAGCCCCGCCCCCCCGCCGGGGGGGAGGGGGCGGAGCUUCCCCUGGGGGCGGAGCCCUGAGCAUGUACAUAUUUGUUCUCUGUACAAUUUUGGGUGUGUGUAUAUAUCUGUAGUUUACUGUAAAUGACCCCGCCCCCUCCGCCCAGCAACCAAUCACCACGCUGGAACAGACGUGUCACGUCCAGCCGCCUCGCGCACACACACACACACACAGACACACACACACACACACACACACAGACACACACCUGGAUCAACGUGCACGUUCUGAUAGAUGACAUCAUCAGACCUGGUCGGUCCGGAGGACGGGGGACGAGCAGAUCGAUCAGCUGCCAAUCAGGCAGGACUGAUCGAUCAAUAACCGCCAGGUUCAGAUGGAGCCGCCGAGUCUCAGCUCGCCGCCUGGUCGCAGGUGAACUCUGGUCAUGUGACGCCCCCGUGUGUGUGUGUGCGUGUGUGUGUGUGUGUGUGUAUGUGUGCGUGAAACUGAGCCUCCAU
This is a messenger RNA of Cololabis saira (Pacific saury), 3731 nucleotides long. RefSeq lists its product as uncharacterized. The record is from RefSeq and is a predicted model, not a curated record. Gene Ontology annotation, molecular function: histone demethylase activity; DNA binding; transcription coregulator activity. Gene Ontology annotation, biological process: protein demethylation; regulation of transcription by RNA polymerase II. NCBI's taxonomy places the organism in Eukaryota, Metazoa, Chordata, Actinopteri, Beloniformes, Belonidae.